AUGGCACCUCCCACUGACGGUCCGAAUGGACACCUGACUCCCCCACUCAGGGUCUUUAUGAAUGAACAUACCUCAGAACCCCACUGGGCUCUUUACGGCGCAGAAGGUGGUUCUCCUCGGGCGACUGGUGAUAACGAAAACACAUUAAAGUUCCACUUUGUUACGCACGUGCGGGUGCAGCCAUAUGACCCUGCUGACCCCGUUGAGGGGCAUCAGAACUGCACACUGGAUGUUCGUGGGAUCAAAUGGACGCUGCCACCUGGGUAUGCCGUCGGCCUCGCCACGGGCUAUAAGAAGGAGAAAGAGUUGCACGUGCACCAAGUUGAGGUCGAGCUUGAAACUUGGUUGACUUUGGACCAGCUACAACGUUUCAUAGCAGGAGGAGCGGCAGUGGAAGUUCCGGAAUGA
This is a messenger RNA of Diaporthe citri, 408 nucleotides long. RefSeq lists its product as uncharacterized. The record is from RefSeq and is a predicted model, not a curated record. NCBI's taxonomy places the organism in Eukaryota, Fungi, Ascomycota, Sordariomycetes, Diaporthales, Diaporthaceae. The transcript is spliced from 2 exons. The coding region runs from base 1 to 408 and encodes 135 amino acids.